CAGGCCUACCUAAUCUGGGUAAGAAAAAAAUAAAUUCUUCCCUCUCUCUCUUUUUUUUUUUUUUUUUUUUUUUAGCAGCAGAAAUCAUGAAUAUGGAAGCUCAUUCUAGUAAUUACAACUCAUCGCAACCACCACCACCUGCUGCUGCUAAAUGGAUACAAGACAACGAAGACAGUGAUACUGACCAAGUUGGUUUAGUUGCUCAUAACCGAGGCUAUAAACUGAAGAAAUGGGCACCAUCCGAUUCUCAGUUUGGAGGAAAUAAAUUACGUGCACCAAAGACACUUGCGGAAGAAACAGAGUUUACAAAAGGAGGAAAGAAAAGAACGAUUGUAAAGAGAAAGAAGAGAAGAUUAGAAGAUGGUAUAUCCGAUGAAGAAGAAGAUCCUUAUACCCUCAUCAACAUUGAAGAUAUCCUGAGUCCAAUCGAAUUACCGACCGACAUUGUACGUCGACCCGCUCUAAGAAGAAUUCUACUCUCUACCCAGAUUGACGCUUUAGCCAGAACAUCCAUGGAGUUUAUUGAAGGCGAAAAGAACUUUAACAAGAUCUUGUGCCGUCUUUCUGCCAUUAUGCAUCAUGACGAUCCUCGUUAUUUGGACCUGACGUUUGAUCGUACCUUGGAACAGCGCAAGAAAUACAAGCAAGAUGUGGAAGCUGCCAGUCAAGCGGCUGCCACUCUAAGCCAAGCCCCCGCUUCGUCCGAAGACGACGACAACGACAACGACAAUGACGAUGACGACGACGUGGUGGAGGCAUUGGAUCCAAAAGUGUUGGAUGCCGAAGUUGUAGCCACCAUUAAAGAAAUUGAGAAUCAGGAUGAGCAUGUAGAUACCGAAGUCCAAGAGGUUGUGAAAAGAGUGAAAGAGUUGUUAUUAGAAAAUAUCAAUUAUAGCAACGAAUAUAUAUCUCGUCUUCAAGGAGCUCGUAAUAAAUUAUGUAAAGCCAGUAUGCAAAAAGAGACUUUAUGGAAAGAAUUAAAAGCCAAUGCAAAAGAAGAAGAUUUACGAAACAAGGCAUCCUUUGUCAACACCACAACCAAUAGCAGCAGCUCAUUUCACUGAAAAAAAAAAAAAAUAAUAAUAUAUAAAUAUAUCUAUUUUAUUGAAA
Molecule: messenger RNA, 1110 nt
Organism: Mucor mucedo
Lineage: Eukaryota; Fungi; Mucoromycota; Mucoromycetes; Mucorales; Mucoraceae
Exons: 5
Coding region: 87-1064 (325 amino acids)
Biological process (GO): negative regulation of silent mating-type cassette heterochromatin formation; negative regulation of rDNA heterochromatin formation
Cellular component (GO): Rpd3L complex; cytosol
Source: RefSeq, a predicted model, not a curated record